GGGAUGAAAUUAAAGAUGCCUAAAGAACACGGUGGACUCUGUCAGCGAGGGUUUUAAACACUGAAGCUUCCUGUGGGUUCAUCAGCAGGUCAGAUCUGAUACAUGCUCUCUCUCCAUGUUCUCUGAUGCCCACACGUUGAACUUGAAGCGUUGCUGACAUAAAGCUCUCAGUGACAAGCAGGAGGCGCCGGCAGGAGGCGAAGGCUGUCCGCAGGAGGGAUGGUGAUGGAAAGUGCAGCUGGGAAGAAGCUCCUGGAGAUCACCGGACCGGCUUUGUCCCAGAGGAAACUCCUGGUGGGCCUGGACCUGCUGUGCCUCCUCCUGGGUGAAUAUAUGUGAACCUUUUUUUAACGAGCGGCUGAUAAUCAGGAGCGAGUUCAUGACCGCUGACCUCACCUGAUGAGUCUGCUCGAACUUCCAUUCCUUUCUUUGCCUGUGAGUUGAAAGCAGUGAGUCCUUACAGGAGGGGCUUUAUGUGUGGGGACCCCAGCAUCACUUACCCCUACCAGCACCGAGAGGCCAUAUCUGACGAGUUACUCAUCAGCGGCGGCAUCAUCAUCACUGGCCUCACUAUCGCCCUCGGGGAGUGUUACCGGGUCCGUUUCCUCGCCGUCAGCUCCAAGGCCUUCAUCAGGAACCUGUAUGUGUCGUGUCUGUACAAGGAGCUGGGCUGCUUCCUGUUCGGCUGCUGCGUCGGCCAAUCGCUCACUAACAUGGCCAAGCUGAGCGUUGGCCGGCUGCGACCUCACUUCCUGUCCGUGUGUGGGGUUACAUAUGCGUCACUAAACUGCACACCAGGAACCUACGUCGCCACGGUGAACUGCCGCCAGCCGGACCACCGUUUAGAGGAGGCCAGGAAGUCCUUCUUCUCUGGCCACGCCUCCUUCGCCAUGUAUACAAUGCUCUAUUUAGCAUUUUACCUGCAGGCUCGGCUGACAUGGCGAGGGGCUCGGCUGCUCAGGCCCGCACUGCAGUUCUUUCUGGUUCUGCUAGCGGUUUACACCGGUCUGACCCGCAUCUCAGACUACAGACAUCACCCGUCUGAUGUGACAACAGGCUACAUACAGGGGGCGCUCACAGCUUACUGGGUGGUCAGUAUACACCUCUGGUUUGUUUUCAGUGUGUGUUCACAUGUUGCCGUGUUCAUGUUGGUUGUGUGUUUGUUUCUCGCAGGCCUUCCACAUCUCGUCCAUGUUUAAGAGCAUGAGUUCAGAUCUGUCCCCGACUGAAACCCUGGACAGCCCCCUGUCCCCCCAACACACUGUCUGCUAGAUCCUCCCAUACCUGUACCAACAUCACCCACCUGCAGCCUGUAGUCGGCUUUGGAGAGAUGUGAAGUUUGUGAAACCAUUUCCUAUGAAGACAAAGGUCGUACCUCAGCGGGCUGAGCGAGAGAGUUUGUUUUGAGGCUCAGAAGACAAGAGAUGAAAGCUGAGAGCAAAUAAGAGGCGGGCAGGAAGUCUGAGCUCUUGACCCUUCAACCUUUGGACUGACCUCAGCUUCAGAUGUGACCUGUGAGAUGAGGAACCCCCCCCCCUCUCUACAGCACCUGUAAAUAUAAACAGAUUGUAUACAGCACUGUUUUAAUCAUACCUUAGUCUUUCUUCAGUUCCCCUUUGAUCAGGUAGGAGAUCCUGUGUUUUAUAUCGGAGCACAGCUCAGUGAUGUAGCAACACAAAGACAGAAGCUGGUGUUCCUAAUGUGCUGUUAGCUCCUGUUUGUAAUACAUGCAGUUUAUUAAUAAGAGAAUACACCUAACUCGUGUGUUUGACAGGUCUGCUGCUAUUUAUCUGACUUCAUGUUUAUUUUACUAAAUGUUGUUGUUAGACUUCUGACCAAUCAGAGAGCACAACAGUUAUUAAAUAAAUAAGAUUAAAAAUCAA
Molecule: messenger RNA, 1883 nt
Organism: Labrus mixtus (cuckoo wrasse)
Lineage: Eukaryota; Metazoa; Chordata; Actinopteri; Labriformes; Labridae
Product: phospholipid phosphatase 3-like
Exons: 5
Coding region: 474-1199 (241 amino acids)
Biological process (GO): signal transduction; phospholipid dephosphorylation; phospholipid metabolic process
Molecular function (GO): phosphatidate phosphatase activity
Source: RefSeq, a predicted model, not a curated record